UGAAGUUUAUUAUAAAUGACAGCCUUUUGUAUUUAUAUUCAAAGUUCAUGUUUUGGCAACAGGGGACAGCUAUUUUUACAUGUAUCCAGAGAGCAAAGGUCGAAAAGGAGCAGACGAAGUUUCAUUGUUCCUUUAUCAUUUUGUGCACAGUUUUCUAACUCCAGAAGUCGGACAUCUGGGGAUCUUCUGUGACUCCUGCGGAGGGCAAAACAAGAAUGCCACUGUGUUCAGAUUCCUUCACCAUCUAGUCCAUACAGAAAAACGAUUGGACUAUGUAAAGAUGACAUUCCUCAUAAGAGGUCAUUUGUACCUUGAAUGUGAUAAAAAUAUUGAUAUGAUAGACCAAACUCAGGAAUGUCAAAUUCCAAAGGACUGGUGUCAGGUUUUUCAGAAUUCACACACACAUGCUUUGCCUUUUGUCAUCAUUGAUGUUGAGGAGCAACCAGAGAUAAUCAAAUGCUGGACAGAGCAUCUGGAUAAUACAAUAUACAAGAAGAAACUCCCUUUCCAGUCCAGGCCAAUAAGAGAAUUGGAAGUCACAUGACACCAUGCAGCACUGGUUCGGUAUAGAGGAAGCUACAAUGGAGCAUAUGAGCAAGCUUCAUUACUUCUUCGUGGAAAGAAAGGGCAAGAUUCCAGCCUGAAAGAUGGCGAGUUCAGCCUACCCUCUGCUAAAUAUGAAGGUGAUCUUAAAAUAUCUGCUGAGAAAUACAGAGAUUUACAAGACUUGAAAAGAUUUUGCCAUAGUGAAGUGCAAGUGUAUUUUGAUCAUCUUUGGCAUUAACCCACCAUCGAAAAAGCGCAGGACCUUUUAUAGAAGAUUAUUAAAUGAUUAUAUGAGAUAAUUUGUUGUAACAUGAAUUUGAAAUCUUGUAGUUACCUGCAAUAUGUUAUGAACUUGUCAUAAUUUUCCUCUGUAUG
Messenger RNA from Schistocerca piceifrons (Central American locust), 921 nucleotides. RefSeq lists its product as uncharacterized. The transcript is spliced from 2 exons. Lineage: Eukaryota; Metazoa; Arthropoda; Insecta; Orthoptera; Acrididae. Bases 80 to 544 code for a protein of 154 amino acids. The record is from RefSeq and is a predicted model, not a curated record.